This is a messenger RNA of Aethina tumida (small hive beetle), 1318 nucleotides long. Its product is annotated as argininosuccinate synthase. Gene Ontology annotation, molecular function: ATP binding; argininosuccinate synthase activity. NCBI's taxonomy places the organism in Eukaryota, Metazoa, Arthropoda, Insecta, Coleoptera, Nitidulidae. Gene Ontology annotation, biological process: L-arginine biosynthetic process; urea cycle. Bases 20 to 1252 code for a protein of 410 amino acids. Gene Ontology annotation, cellular component: cytoplasm. The transcript has 5 exons. The record is from RefSeq and is a predicted model, not a curated record.
CAAAUAAUUUGCCUCCAACAUGGCUAAAGAUAAAGUCGUGCUUGCAUAUUCCGGCGGAUUGGAUACCAGCUGCAUAUUGAAAUGGCUCAUCAACAAAAAUUACGAUGUGAUCUGUUACAUGGCGAAUAUCGGACAAGAUGAAGACUUCGAACAAGCCAGAACCAAAGCACUCAAGAUCGGAGCUUCAAAGGUGGUGAUUGAUGACUUGAGGGAAGAGUUCGUGAAGGGAUACGUGUGGCCUGCAAUACAAGCCGGACUAUUAUACGAAUCUAGAUAUUUACUGGGUACUUCCUUGGCCAGACCAUGCAUUUCAGUUGGUUUGGUGAGAUGCGUGAAAGAGAACAACGCCCAGUUCAUUUCUCACGGAGCCACCGGAAAGGGCAACGACCAAGUGCGCUUUGAACUCUCCUGUUAUUCUUUGUGUCCCGAAGUUAAAAUUAUUGCGCCAUGGAGGAUGGAAGAAUUCACAAGUAAAUUCCAGGGAAGAAGUGAUUUGUUAAAGUACGCUUCGGAGAACGGUAUUCCCGUUUCGGUUACUCCGAAGGCACCGUGGAGUAUGGAUGCCAAUCUGAUGCAUAUUAGUUACGAGUCUGGAAUUCUUGAAGACCCGAACAAUGAGCCGCCAGCCGACUUGUUCUUGAUGACCGUUGAUCCGAAGAAAAGUCCCAACACUCCGUACAAAUUGACAAUUACGUUUGAGAACGGAAUUCCAGUUUUACUAAAAGCUCAGGAUAACACUGAAUACAAAGGUGCUUUGGAUAUUUUCCUGUUUUUAAAUAAAAUUGGAGGACAAUAUGGGGUUGGUAGAAUCGAUAUUGUGGAGAACAGAUUCAUAGGAUUAAAAUCUAGAGGAGUUUAUGAAACACCAGCUGGAUAUAUUUUGCAUACUUCCCACACUGAUUUGGAGGUUUAUGCCCUAGACAAAGAAGUUUAUCGGAUUAAACAAUUAUUAAGAGACCGUUUGUCAGAUUAUGUGUACAAUGGAUUUUGGUUUUCUCCUGAAGGAGUAUACACUAGGAAAUGUAUAGAAUUAGCUGAGGAAAACGUAUCUGGCACUGUUAAACUAGAAAUAUUCAAAGGAAAUGUGACUAUCUUGGGGAGAUCUUCUAAAGUCUCCUUGUACAAUCAAGAUUUGGUUUCAAUGGACAUUCAAUCUGAUUUUACUCCAAGUGAUGCAACAGGUUUCAUAAAUAUUCAAGCAAUUAGACUGAAGGAAUAUAACAGAUUUCUUAAUCAAAAGGGAAAUUUAUAAUAUAUUAAAUUUAUUAUAAAAUAAAAAUAAAAAUAUAUUCAAAAAAUAAAUUUGUAUUAAUAAAUA